Molecule: messenger RNA, 2433 nt
Organism: Suncus etruscus (white-toothed pygmy shrew)
Lineage: Eukaryota; Metazoa; Chordata; Mammalia; Eulipotyphla; Soricidae
Gene: PCDHB1
Product: protocadherin beta 1
Exons: 1
Coding region: 1-2433 (810 amino acids)
Biological process (GO): homophilic cell-cell adhesion
Cellular component (GO): plasma membrane
Molecular function (GO): calcium ion binding
Source: RefSeq, a predicted model, not a curated record
AUGGCGAUGGUACCUAGGAAACUCUUGCACAGUAGGCAAGUGCAAUCUUUUCUCCUUUUCCUGUGCGUAUCUGUGGGGGGCGCGGCAACCAUCCGCUAUUCAGUGGCGGAGGAGAUGGAGAGCGGUUCUUUUGUAGCUAAUGUGGCAAAGGACCUGGGGCUGGAGGUAGGGAAACUGGCUGGACGCGGGGCAAGGCUUGUUUCCGAGGGCAACAAACUGCAUUUCCGGCUCCACCGCAAGACGGGGGAUCUGUUUGUAAAAGAGAAACUGGAUAGGGAGUCACUUUGUGGCAAGGCCGACCCAUGCGUUCUGCACUUUGAAAUAGUCUUAGGGGAGCCUCUGCAGUCCUUUCGCGCUGAGGUCAGGGUAUUUGAUAUCAAUGACAAUGCCCCAGUUUUCCUAAACAAGGAGCCGGUUUUAAAGAUUCCAGAGAGCACUCCUCUGGGUUCACGGUUUCCUCUGCAGAGUGCCCAGGACCUGGAUGUGGGUCUCAAUGGUCUCCAAAACUACACCUUGAGUGCCAACUCCUAUUUCCACCUGCACACCCGCUUCCGCAGUCACGGGCCCAAAUAUGCUGAGCUGGUGUUGGAUAAGCCCCUGGAUAGAGAGGAGCAGCCUGAAGUCAACUUGACAAUUACCGCGGUAGAUGGCGGGUCCCCACCCAAGUCUGGCAGUGCCCACAUCCGGGUGGAGGUCCUGGACGUCAACGACCACGUGCCCCAGUUCUCACGGCUGGUGUACCGUGCCCAGGUACCGGAAAAUAGCGCCAUUGGCACUUUGGUGGCCACGGUGACGGCCACUGACCUGGACGAAGGCUCCAAUAAGGAGAUAACUUACUCUUUAGCUCAAAACCCAGAACCUAUCCUCCAGACAUUUAAGAUUAACCCUCAAAAUGGGGAGGUCAGACUCCAGGGCCCUUUGGAUUUUGAAGCUGUUGAAACGUACGAUAUUGACAUUCAAGCUACGGAUGGCGGCGGCCUCUCUGCUCACAGCAAAGUCCUGGUAGAAGUGGUGGAUGUCAAUGACAAUCCUCCUGAAGUGACAGUCUCCUCUGUAUCCAGCCCUCUUCCUGAGGACUCCCCGCUACAGACUGUGGUGGCUCUUUUCUCUCUCCGAGACAGAGACGUUCGAGUAGGAGGGAAAAUCACGUGCUUCAUCAGAGAUGACCUUCCCUUCACUGUCAAGCCUACAUUCAGGAAUUCUUACUCGCUAGUCACUGACAGAAGUUUGGAUCGGGAGGAUGUUUCGAGUUAUAAUAUCACCCUUGUUGCCGUGGACACUGGGCCACCCAAUCUGUCCACGGAGACUGUGAUACAGGUGCUAAUAUCUGACAUUAAUGACAAUCCCCCACAAUUUCAGGAAGACUCUUAUAUCUUGACUGUUCGAGAAAAUAACAGUCCUGCAAUUUUGAUUGGUAAAGUUCAUGCUGAGGAUCUGGAUAUGGGUGAAAAUGCUCAAGUAACAUACUCGCUAUUGCCUCCCCAAAGUGGGGACCUAUCAGUCUUUGCUUACCUUUCCAUAAACUCGGACAAUGGGAAGCUCUAUGCACUGAGAACUAUGGAUUAUGAGGCCAUUCAAGAUUUUCAAUUUGUGGUUAAAGCAACGGAUGGGGGCUUUCCAUCACUGAGUAGUGAAGUUACUGUCCGAGUGGUCAUCUUGGAUGAUAAUGAUAACCGCCCAAUGAUUCUAUAUCCACUGCAGAAUGGCACUUUGCCUUGCAAUGACCUGGUGCCCAGGUCUGCAGAGGCAGACUACUUAGUGACUAAAGUGGUAGCUGUGGAUGGUGACUCAGGACAGAAUUCUUGGCUCUCAUAUCAUCUACUUAAAGCCACUGAUCCUGGGUUAUUUUCUGUUCAACAACAAAAUGGAGAGAUCCGCACAUCGAGGCAGAUAUCUGAAAGAGAUCCCAUGAUGCAGAAACUGAUGAUUCUUGUUCAGGAUCAUGGCCAACCAGCUCUUUCCACGACUGCCUCACUCAACAUUCUGCUGGUAGAUGGCUUUUCUGAGCCUUACCUGCAGUUCCGAGAUCCAUCCAAGCAUUCGACAAGGGUAAAUCCAUCCACUAAAUACUUGGUCAUUUCUCUAGCUGUACUUUCCUUUCUCUUUCUCCUCUCUGUCACAGUGAUCUCUGUUAUACACAUUUACCAAAAGAUUUCUACAUAUAAAGAAAAGUUCACAAUUCAAGAGCAUUUCUAUGAUGAUUGUAAUUUCUCUAACAACCUAGUCCAAGGUAGGGCCAAUGGAUCCUUAUCACAGCCUUGUUCCUAUGAAAUGUGCUCAGUCACUGGCACUGGCAACAGUGAGUUUCGGUUUCUUAAACGUUUUAUGCCCAACUUUCCUUUUCCCCAUGGCACUGGAGAGGCCCCAAAUCCUAAUAGGACUAGGUCUCGGGGGUCAGAGAGCCAUGUUCAAGUAGCUGAUGACUAUAUGUAG